AUGCUGUCCACAAUACCGGCAUCAACUGGCCAAGGACUCGCCGCUGGCAAGGAAGAUCCUCUCCUGGAAACGGUGGUAGUGUACCAGAAUGAAGGUUCCAGCGAUUGUGGACACAGCUUCAAGAUGGGUCCAUUGAUUGAUUAUCUCCACGAAAGCAAGAAGAGCAGCUGUCCGGAAUGUCAGGGAUCUAUUGAAAUGGUGUGUGAUGGAAUGGUUUCCUCGCUCGUCGACAAGACUUCGGACAAGACCAUCAGUGACAAUCGACUGGUCAAGUUCAAGUACCGAAAUCAUCUAUAUCACUUGUCAGUGUUGAGAGCACCCACCGAUAAUCUCGCGUUGCCACAAUCUUGGUUCCUGUGGAUGUGGCACACGAUGCUACAUUUUGUGGGAGAGACUACAGCUGUAACAGCGCAAGAACGGAUUGCUCAUGUACUGAGGUUGGAUACAAGCUGUGGAAUGAGAAUUCUCCACAAGGGCAAAAUUCUGUAUCCAAAUGCAAAACAAUCUCCGGCAGAAAUCUCCUUGCAGCUGUUGGAUGUAUGCGACAAUGGAGGCAAACCAUUGGUCAUGGGAACUCGAAUGACAGAGAAAGAGCAAACUCGCGCAACUGUAAAGUGGAUAUUCAACUUGUGGCUUGCUUUUGUAAAGGCAUGCCUUGCCAAGGCGAUUGCUCUUAUUCAGGGUAUUGCGUCACCACUGCUGGCUUUGGGCACCACGGGUCGCGAGCAUCGCGAUUAA
Seminavis robusta is the source of this 738-nucleotide messenger RNA. Lineage: Eukaryota; Bacillariophyta; Bacillariophyceae; Naviculales; Naviculaceae. The record is from the annotation of a GenBank genome assembly.